ACCCGGCAGGCAGAAAGGGGUUGCUUCCUAUCUGAGGAGGCUGUUCUUGAAAAGGUGGGCAGAACCCUGACACUGUGAAAAAGUGGGCUUGCUUUCUUUGGGGUGGGGCUGUAGUCCCAGCUACAUCAGUUCAGGGCAUAUAUAUAUAACAGCUGCAAACUUGAUCUCAGCCUGCGUGUCUGUACAUUACUGUGUCUGUUUGUCAGUCUGCCUACCUCCUUCACUGUACCUGUCUGUAGGAACAAGUUUCAGAAUGUUGGUCAGCAUCUUCCUCCAGUCCUCGCUCCUCUUCUGGCUAACUAGGUGUACCCUGCAAGGAGGAGUGAAACAUCCAAGAGCAGGUUAUCUACCUAGCUAUGGAAGAGGAGUGAAACAUCCAAGAGCAGGUUAUCUACCUAGCUAUGGAAGAGUGCCGCCCGCAGGCCUGAAGGCUGGAGGUCUGCCCCUGGGAAUUCAGGCUCACGCAGGCAAUGGAGUGAAACCAGGGAAAUUCCCACGAUAUGGUGCUCGUGGUCUUCAGCGAGGACUUGGAGUCCCUAAUGUAUAUGGAAUUGGUGCUGGUGCCAAGCCUGGCAAACUAGGUCUGGGUGCCCUUGGUGCAGGAUACGGUGUUCCAGGUGCUGGGCUGGGAAUUCCCAAUGCUGGCCUAGGUGUCCCUGGUGCUGGACUUGGCCUUCCUGAUGCUGGACUUGGUUUCCCUGGUGCUGGACUGGGUUAUGCUGGUAAGCAGAAACCUGGCUAUGGAGGCCUUCCCCUCAAAGGACUUGAUGCUGGUGGCAAACUUCAGAAACCAGGUUAUGGUGCUGGCCUUGGUGCUGGCCUUGGAGUUGGUGCUGGGACUGGUCUUGGAGCUGGUCUUGGAGCUGGUCUUGGGGCUGGUGUAGGAGCUGGCCUUGGUGCUGGACUUGGGGCAGAUGCAGCACUCGGUACAGGAGACUAUAAUGGAGCAGGCUUACAGCAAGGUUAUGAAAAUGGUAUAGGGGGGUACCCAAGUGCUGCACUCCAACAAGGUUAUGGAAACGGACUCGGCCUCCAGGCUGGUAUUGGAGUGAAACCAGGCAAACCAGGUGCUGGUGUUCUUGGAGUUCCAUCCGCUGGAAAAGUAAAACCAUCAGGUUAUGGGCAGGGCCUGGGUCUUGGUCUUGGACAAGGUUUGGGUGCUCUCCCUGGCCUUGGAAUCCAGCCCGGAUAUGGAAAUGGUCUGAGUUCCCCCAGUGUGCUUGCUGACAAUGGUGCAUUAUCUGGGAAAGGUACAGGUGCCCUUGGCCAGUAUGGUGCUCAGGCUGGACUUCCCGCUGGUAUCGGAGCUGAAGCAGCCAAGUAUGCAGGUGUUGGAGGCCUCCCCUACGCUGGUCAAGCUGCUUUUACUGGAGGACUUGGAGCUGAUCUGUCUGCUGGGAACUACGGUGCUGCUCAAUCUCCUUACGGCAUCCAGGCUGGGAUACCAGGUGGUCUUGAGUUUGACCCAUCAGCAGCAAAAUAUGAUGCAGCAGGAGAACUUCCAUUUGGAGGGCAACCAUUAGUUCCAGCAGGCCUAGAUGGUAAGGAUGCUGAAACUGAAUACCUCGGGGAAGGAGUACAGCCAUUGCUUCCAGACGGUGGAUAUGGCCAGCUUGGAGCAGGAAAAAUUGGUGGUCAGUACGGAGGCAAGGAUGCUAAAUAUGGACUGAAUGGUUUCCUUGGAAAUGGGUACAGAGCUGGCUGUCAGGAUGGAAAGUGUUAAGAAACAUAACACUGAAACAUGAAGGACAUGAAAGUCAUCUGGGUCACUGGUGCUUCUGCAGAUCAUUGUCAUAAAUUAAGAUUUCUACCCUCUGGUUGUUUGUCACAUUGUUGGUGUUUUUAGUGUAUUCGUUUUGUAAAAAAAAAAAAAAAAAAAAAACAGAGAAACAUGUGCCAUCUCUGUUACUAAACCUUACUGGCUGAAGUCAGAAUAACUCUCUACUGAUGUUUAUUUGGCCUGUUUGAGUGUUGGAGUCUGUUUUUAACCAUGUCAAUAAUUUUCCUGGAAUUAGAAACAUCAUAAAACUGUGAACCAAUGCCAUUAUUUGUAAAAUACUAAGGAUAUUCUAUGUUUUUCAGUGUAUAAAUGGUUUCUAACAGAAGAAAAGGAUGUCCUGUUUAAAUAUUAACCCCGUGUGUUGUCAUUCUUAAUCUCAGCAUCAUUUUUGCAGAAUAAAUAAAUUUGUGCCAGUUCGGGCAAGGAAUACAGACAGAAAUGGAAUUAGGGAAAAUCCCUGUACCUAGACUGAACUGUUACAUUAGUUUCUUUUUGUUCUUUGCAUCAAUUCAAGUGAAACAUACAGAACUCCAACAAGUGUGCUUCAAUCAUCUGUCCUUGAAUUUAACCUGCCAAUAAAAACAAGCCAGUACGAUC
Messenger RNA from Protopterus annectens (West African lungfish), 2377 nucleotides. RefSeq names its product glycine-rich cell wall structural protein-like. The transcript is spliced from 24 exons. NCBI's taxonomy places the organism in Eukaryota, Metazoa, Chordata, Ceratodontiformes, Protopteridae. The coding region runs from base 254 to 1723 and encodes 489 amino acids. The record is from RefSeq and is a predicted model, not a curated record.